AUGCCUCCCAAGCAGAAGGUCGCCCGCGCUCCCCAGGAGAACAUCCAGCUCGGACCCCAGGUCCGCGAGGGUGAGCUCGUCUUCGGUGUCGCCCGUAUCUUCGCUUCUUUCAACGACACCUUCGUGCACAUCACCGAUCUGUCCGGCCGCGAAACCAUCUCCCGUGUCACUGGUGGUAUGAAGGUCAAGGCCGACCGUGACGAGAGCUCUCCCUACGCCGCCAUGUUGGCAGCCCAGGACGUUGCCGCUCGCUGCAAGGAACUCGGCAUCACCGCUCUCCACGUCAAGAUCCGAGCCACUGGUGGUAACGGCACCAAGACGCCCGGCCCCGGUGCCCAAUCUGCUCUCCGCGCUCUUGCCCGUGCUGGUAUGCGCAUUGGACGUAUCGAGGACGUCACUCCUACUCCUUCCGACUCUACCAGGAGGAAGGGUGGUCGCCGUGGUCGUCGUCUCUGA
Molecule: messenger RNA, 456 nt
Organism: Exserohilum turcica Et28A
Lineage: Eukaryota; Fungi; Ascomycota; Dothideomycetes; Pleosporales; Pleosporaceae
Exons: 4
Coding region: 1-456 (151 amino acids)
Biological process (GO): ribosomal small subunit assembly; translation; maturation of SSU-rRNA from tricistronic rRNA transcript (SSU-rRNA, 5.8S rRNA, LSU-rRNA)
Cellular component (GO): ribosome; cytosolic small ribosomal subunit
Molecular function (GO): mRNA 5'-UTR binding; structural constituent of ribosome; small ribosomal subunit rRNA binding
Source: RefSeq, a predicted model, not a curated record